ACCGACCUAUCGCGCAUAACCUCUCGUGCACAGAUUUUACUCUCAAAACACUGUCUUUUCGCCGAAAGCUCCGCGCGGUUUUCGUCAGGUACACGUUCGUCUCUCGACGUGCCGCGUCUGACGAAGAAUUGAGGGUGACGCGUCGAGACGGGAGUUGAGCGGGCGAUCCGGUACGCGAGAUCCAAUCGUCGGGAGAAGAGGAGCCGAGGCGGUGGGUGAUCCCUGGUCGACGACUGUUCGCCGGUCGGUCGCGCGCGAUGCCUAUCAAGUUGAUCGGCCGCACGACGGACUUCAAGGGGAAGCCCCUCUGGGAGAUCCUGGGGAACCUGAAGAACUUCGGCGUCGGCAGGCUCGUGAUAAGGAACCGCUUCCAGAGGUACCCCGAGCCCUGUUACAUGAGGAUACUGAAGGUCGCCGGGAUGCCGCUGCCCGACAGGCCCUACGUAGUCGCGUUGUUUCAGAACGACCGUAAGGUCGCAGUGCUCGUGGAGAAGGUCUUCCGCGGCCAGAAGAACCCGCGACCGGUGCAGCUGGAUAGCGCGACCUACAAGGCGGAUUACGUGCUGAUACCGAGGGAUCGGGAGCGCGUGUUCCUCGAGAACACGAAGGUGCCGGAGAUGAAGAUCCUGCCCACCACGACGGACCUGCCGCCGCUGUUCUCGCAGUUGUUGAUAAAGCAGAUGAGGGCGAGGGGCGUCGCGGCGCCCGCAGUGCCGAAAUUAAAUCUACGGUAUAACUUCGAGGCAUCGAGCGUUAAGAACUACAAGGUCGCCGAGGAGAACGAAAGCCCGACGGUGAAACUGAACUUUAGUGUGGACGAGGACAGUGUUCUUUUCCCAAAGCUAGAAGAGACUGCGGCCUCGUGAGGUUUUAAUGCCUACUUGUAUAGUUGUUAAGAAUAAAUGUUUUAUAGUAAUUA
Molecule: messenger RNA, 919 nt
Organism: Vollenhovia emeryi
Lineage: Eukaryota; Metazoa; Arthropoda; Insecta; Hymenoptera; Formicidae
Gene: mRpS34
Exons: 2
Coding region: 258-866 (202 amino acids)
Biological process (GO): mitochondrial translation
Cellular component (GO): mitochondrion; mitochondrial small ribosomal subunit
Molecular function (GO): structural constituent of ribosome
Source: RefSeq, a predicted model, not a curated record